Molecule: messenger RNA, 321 nt
Organism: Penicillium malachiteum
Lineage: Eukaryota; Fungi; Ascomycota; Eurotiomycetes; Eurotiales; Aspergillaceae
Exons: 2
Coding region: 1-321 (106 amino acids)
Source: RefSeq, a predicted model, not a curated record
AUGGGAAAAUCUGGAUCUGAACUAUCCUCUGGUGUCUACACUGUCAUAUUUUCCCUCCCUGACGACUUCCUGGACCGCAUGAUGGCCCAAGUCCCUGACUUUCAGGAUAUUGCUAAGUUUCUAGUUCUGAGUGGCAUUGUGGAGAAAGCCUAUGCUACAACAUGCUAUGAUUAUGUCAAUCAGUUUGGGGGGAGAGGAGGUUGGCAGUUCAUUGAGCAUCUAAUCGUAGCAUUGAAACAUGGUGAACACUACUGGGAAUUGGAUGCCCUUGAUGAGCCAGGGCUGAGAUACAAGGCAUAUUGCAAAAUUAUAGAUGGAUGA